CGGUGCGCAGGCGCAGUGGGAUCCCUCCGCCGCCGCCGCCGCCGCCUCGGUGGAGCGGCGCGCCGCGCGCCAUGGCGGGCCCCAGCCUGCGGCCGCACGUGCACUGGGCGCAGCGGCACCGCGAGCUCUACCUGCGCGUGGAGCUGAGUGACGUGCAGAACCCGGACAUCGCCAUCACCGACAACGUGCUGCACUUCAAAGCUCAGGGUCAUGGUGCCAAAGGGGACAACAUCUACGAAUUUCAGAUCGAGUUCCUAGAACCGGUUGAGCCUAAACCUGUAUGCAGGGUGACUCAAAGGCAACUGAACAUCACUGUGCAGAAAAAGGAGAGUAACUGGUGGGAGAGACUCACCAAGCAAGAGAAGCGCCCGCUCUUCCUAGCUCCUGACUUCGACCGCUGGUUAGACGAAUCGGAUGCUGAAAUGGAACUGAGGGAGAAGGAAGAAGAAAAGAUUAACAAAAUGAAAAUAGAAUCAAGAGUCCCAAAAGACCCUUUCAAACACCUGAAGAAGGGAUACUUAAUCAUGUAUAAUCUUGUACAGUUUUUGGGAUUCUCUUGGAUUUUUGUGAACAUGACAGUACGACUGUUCAUCUUGGGGAAAGAUUCCUUCUAUGAUACAUUUCACACUAUUGCUGACAUGAUGUAUUUCUGUCAGACCCUGGCAUUCAUGGAGAUCAUGAAUUCACUAAUAGGACUAGUGAGAUCACCGCUGAUACCUGCUGUAGUGCAGGUAUUUGGAAGAAACUUUCUUUUGUUUGUUGUCCUUGGAAGCUUAGAGGAAAUGCAAAGCAAACCUGUGGUGUUCUUCAUAUUUUAUUUCUGGAGUAUCAUUGAGCUGUUCAGGUAUCCAUAUUACAUGCUUUCAUGCAUCAGUAUUGAAUGGAAACCACUAACCUGGCUCCGUUACACUGCCUGGAUCCCUCUCUACCCCUUAGGAGCCUUGGCAGAAGCCGUCUGUAUCGUUCAGUCCAUUCCAAUCUUCAGUGAAACAGGGAAAUUUAGUGUGGGAUUGCCAAAUCCGCUGAACAUCACAAUCCAGUUUUCAGUUUUUCUUCAAAUAUACCUUAUAGCCUUGUUUUUAGGGCUAUUUGUGAACUUCCGUCAUCUCUACAAGCAAAGGAAACACCACCUCGGACCAAAGAAGAGAAAGAUGAAGUAAAAGAGGACUGCAAUGCUUUCUUAUCUAACUUAUGUCAAUUACAAGAUAAGCCUCUAAUUCUUACGGUUUUACCCACUGUAAUGUAAAGAAUUUUGUAAAAUUACAUGAUCACGCUAGAUUACAUGAUUUCAUAGUGAAUCAGGUACCAUUCCCACAUACUGUAUUUUGUUCCCUUUCAAUCAUGUAUGCAUGGCAUUGAUCAUUGUACAACAGUAACUUUUAAACUCUUAUCCUGUCAACUACCAUAUUAGAAAGAAAUCCUAUUAUCUGCAUAUAAUAUGCUUAUAAACAGUGGAGCAGCACUAAAUGGAAAUAGUGUUUAUCUUUUAAUUGGAUAUUUGCUCUUUCAAUAUUGCAUGCAGAUAGGGCUUCUGAUGUCAGGCUGGCCCAUGCUGUUCCUGGGGUGCAGCCUGGUGGCAGGAGGAGCACAGUCUUGAGACCACUGUGAACUGUGUGCAGGUGUUUACUAACCCGUUUGGGUAAACUUGCUGUGCAUAUACUCCCCUCCCCCCCCCCCCCCCCUUUUUCUUCUGCAGCAUGCUGAUGCUAAUGCUGAUUUAAGUGCUACAACCUUAGUCUGUUUCUGGUUUAGCCUUAACAGAAUAGGAGCACUGUGCAGACCCUAGCAAUGUGUGUAUUCCUGUAGCAACACAUCCUAUCCAGUCACUAGGGAAAGGAAGCUGCUACUCUGUGACCUGGUCAGAAAUGCUCUCCUGCUUGGUAAUGCAAGCACUGAAACAUAACAAAACAAGGAAGCACAGGUACCAGCUUUCUCCUAGCAAGGACCCAAACAGAACUCCAUCCCACCCAUGCAAAGGGAAAACGUGGAACUGUCAUGGGAGACCAGGCUCCUCUGAUCAUUCCUGGCAGGGCUGUAGCUCCUGUAUUUAUAGCCUUCAGAAAGGCAGUAAAGAUUGCUUUUCUACUUAAGCUUAGGGAUGCAGUGGAGAAGUGGGUGUAUAUGCUUUGUUGGCUGGCCCCUGGUGGGAUGGCGUAGUGGAUCAAGUAAUUAACUGUGUAUUAUUUAGAUAGCAUGCAUGAAAUCUUACGGAGAUCCCACACAGGGUUUGAAGGAACACUUUCCUCUGUGCUUACAUUAAGCAACAGCAACAACAAAAGAAGAGAAACUUCCCACACAUUGCAGGUCAUCUAUCUACUCUCGCAGCUGGAAACCUUUGUUUCAGUUGACUUGUAUUUCAGCAUGCCCUUCUGCAAUCCAGUUUAUAAAACGCACAACAAGUUUGCUCUAAACCAUGCUGUGGUUAUGAACAGGUUGCUUCACAACUGCACUGCCCCCAGGGCAACGCAAAGCAAUGCCAGCAAUCCAGAACAGGCGCUGAAGUUGAGAUUAGCUUGGUGCCAUGUUACUAUUUGUCUUUUUCUACUGUAAAACAAUACGAAUCUUCCAGAAAAUUAUUUUCUAUAUUAAAGGUAACAAACAAUGGACCCAGUGAAUGUUACUGUCAAGGAAAGGAAAUAUUGUUAUAAGGGGAUUUUAACAAAGAACUGGUACAGGCUCCAUGCUGCAUUUCACAAACCACGUUCUGUUGACAGGAGGCAUGAUACAAUUUCUCUUUAGGGUUACUUGAGACUCCCACUUAAAGGAGAGUGCAGCUUGCUUUACUCAGGAGAGUUAAGCUUUAUUUAUACACUUAAAUUUCACUUAGCACACACUGUACCUAGGUUUGAAGGAUGUCAAAGGAUUGAAUUAGCUGAGUAAUGGAACAGCAAGGAUCACUUUUAUACUUUUAAUUUCUCCACUGGGCAUUUAAACUUCUUUUAUGAAAUCCGUAUGUAUUCAUACACUGUAUUUCUCAGUGACAUUGUGGUACCUAGUGCAAGCUGUCAUGGAUCUUACACUACUGAAUUUUAGUCCUUCAAAAAGAAUGUGUUUCUAUUAAUAAAGAUUUACAACCAAA
Molecule: messenger RNA, 3079 nt
Organism: Falco peregrinus (peregrine falcon)
Lineage: Eukaryota; Metazoa; Chordata; Aves; Falconiformes; Falconidae
Gene: HACD3
Product: 3-hydroxyacyl-CoA dehydratase 3
Exons: 11
Coding region: 72-1160 (362 amino acids)
Biological process (GO): fatty acid elongation; very long-chain fatty acid biosynthetic process; sphingolipid biosynthetic process
Cellular component (GO): endoplasmic reticulum membrane
Molecular function (GO): 3-hydroxyacyl-CoA dehydratase activity
Source: RefSeq, a predicted model, not a curated record